GAGCAGUUGGCAACGAGCGGUCGUGUACUACGGAUGCGUGAAGCACCAAUCCGCGUAUCUAGUCUAAAAGUGCAGCGGUAUAAAUACAUACAUAGAAAGUUACAUAUGUAUGUGGAAAGCCAGGUGUAAAUAUGUAGAUACAAUCUGGUAGAUACAUUCGCGUACAUAAACUGUUUCAAUUGUCUUAUUGGCCCGCUCAUGGACAAAGCUGCGCAGAAUUGAAAGUGAAUCAAGUGCUAUGAACUGUUCAGUAAAUAAAAACUGAGUUGCAACCACAUUUUCGAAGCCAAAAAUCGCCUAUGUAAACAGCCAAAAUGUCUAAGAAACCACGUGGAAACAUUCACAAGAUACGAGAGUUCGAAUUGGAGAAGAUCCAGCUUGUGGACGAGUUUGAUAUCAUACAGAUCGUUGGCGAAGGAUGGUUCGGGAAGAUUUUACUGGUGGAGCAUCGCGGAUCCCAGACGGAGAUGGUCCUUAAAGCUGUACCCAAACCAUAUGUGACCCUGCGCGACUUCUACCGGGAAUUCCACUACGGACUCCACCUCGGCGUUCACCGACACAUUGUGACCACCUAUGAUGUGGCCUUUGAGACGGCGGGCUUCUACGUUUUUACCCAAGAAUAUGCUCCACUAGGGGAUCUCACAUCGAACGUGACCGAUUCGGGUGUGGGCGAAGUUUAUAGCAAGCGGGUGGCGAAACAGUUGGCCUCGGCCAUUGACUACAUGCAUUCAAAAGACAUAGUGCAUCGGGACAUAAAGUUGGACAAUGUGCUCAUCUAUCGCUCGGACUUCCAGCGCAUCAAGCUCUGCGAUUUCGGCGAGUCCUUUCCCACAGGCUCCACUGUAGAGCGACGCAACGAGUGGUUGCCCUACAGUCCGCCAGAAGUAUUAGAAAUCAAGCCAGAGGGCAGUUACAAAGCCGAUCCGAGCCACGAUGUUUGGCAGUUUGGCAUUGUGAUCUUUGUGUGUCUAACUGGCUGUUUGCCCUGGCAGAAAGCUGCCUCCGAUGAUCCGCGCUAUGUGCGCUAUUUGGCCUGGCAGGGCGGACUUAUGAUGAUGCCUCUGCGGCGAACUCCACGACUCUUCAAGCUGCUCACUUCGAAUGCGCAGCGGAUGUUCAAGCGUUUCUUUGCCAGGAUCUCCAAUCGCCCGAAGAGCCUGGCCGACGUUACCAAGUUCCUAGACGACCGCUGGCUGGCCAAGACCGCCCAGAAGGAGAUGGCCGAGUACGAGACCGACGAGCUGUGCCCCUCCAUGUACUCCUUCCACAGCAGCCCGGAUGAGAAGAACAAGCUGCUCUACACCUUGGCCGACUGCGGAAUCGAGACCAACGUGGACCGGCAGCAGAAGAAGAACCGCAUCAAAGACUGGAUUGAGUCGUCCAUCAUUACGGAGGAGGACGAGGAGGAGAACGAGGAGACCAACUCGGCAUCCCCAUCCUCGUCGGUCUCGCGGGAGCCGCUUCCCGGGCACAUAUCCUCGCUGCGCAAGCCCACAAGUCCGGCGGAAAGCGCCAAGGAGAUCAACAGCACCCUGAAGGACGCCACCCAGAAGCACUUCGAUCCGCGCACGGGGGCACUGCAGCAGGGACCCAGCGAGAUGGGUCAGGUGGCCAUGGCGUAUUCCAAGUCGGCCAGUCCCGCCUCCAACUACAGCACCACAGCGUCCACACUGAACAACGCAGACAGCCUGCUGACGCUGGGCUCGCGGCAGGAUCUGCUGGCCAGCAACCUGACCAUGUACACCUCCAUGGAGACCGAACUGAAUCGUCUAGGUGAGGCUGAUCCUCGGCUGAACCAGCGCACCCAGAGCAACAAUCCCCUGCUAACCACCUUCGAUGUGAACACCAAUCCCGCCGCCAAGAACUCGAUUGGAGUGGGCACCCGCGGCUCCAGCCGCAGCAUCCUCAAAUCCUCCAUAGCCACCGCCGCUUAUCCCGCUUUGGGCGCUUUUAACCACGGCCAGAGCCACAGCCUGCAGCAGCUGAACCAACACCUCCAAACAUCCACGGGCCUAACUCCCAGCAAGAGCUCCUUCUUCCGGCGAUGACAACACCGCCGACUAAUUGUCACUAAUAGUCAUCCUUGCCGCACUUUCAGAGCUUCGCGAUGCCCGGCACUCGAGCUACGCUAAUCUCCCAUAUGCUUCUCAAGUUAAAGACAGUGCCUACGGAUCGGUCGAUGUCAGCGAGAUGGCGGCGUCCAGCAGGAGUCCCUCGCUGAUGAAGGACACCGCCUACGAUCGCACCACCAGCUCCAGCAGCCACAACAUCGCCCGGCGACAGCGCAGAUAGCUCCCCAGGGGGAACAGCAAGCAGCCACUGAUUUAAAAGUUCCAAUAAAUAGUUAACGUACAUUUCUUAA
Drosophila erecta is the source of this 2362-nucleotide messenger RNA. RefSeq names its product serine/threonine-protein kinase meng-po. The transcript is spliced from 7 exons. Gene Ontology annotation, molecular function: protein serine/threonine kinase activity; ATP binding. The record is from RefSeq and is a predicted model, not a curated record. Gene Ontology annotation, biological process: peptidyl-serine phosphorylation; peptidyl-threonine phosphorylation. Bases 315 to 2048 code for a protein of 577 amino acids. NCBI's taxonomy places the organism in Eukaryota, Metazoa, Arthropoda, Insecta, Diptera, Drosophilidae.